Messenger RNA from Thlaspi arvense, 345 nucleotides. The record is from the annotation of a GenBank genome assembly. NCBI's taxonomy places the organism in Eukaryota, Viridiplantae, Streptophyta, Magnoliopsida, Brassicales, Brassicaceae.
AUGAUCACGGCAGGAUCAUGGAGACGUGAUCAUAUGAAGAUGCGCUGCAUCAGUUUGGCUAUCUCGUUCUUUGGUUUCUCGUGUCGCCGGGGGAUUUCAGCUACCGGGUUUACGGUUCUUGGCAUUGUGAAUAAACUGUUAACAGUUGUGAUCAAUUUGGUUAUAUGGGAUAAACACUCAACUUUCGUUGGAACUUUGGGACUCUUGAUCUGUAUGUUUGGUGGAGUCAUGUAUCAACAGUCCAAGAGCAAGAAACCAAAAGCUUUACAAGAAGAUGAAUCGCAAAAGCAAGAUGAUGAACUAAAGAAACUGCAUGAGAGCGAGGAAGCUUAUAAUAAACUAUGA